UGGCUAGGUAAUCUGUUUGACAGUAUGGCAGUGGAGACAAUCGCUCCUGACUGGGAAUUUGACCGAUUUGACGACGGGUCACAGAAGAUCCACACAGAGGUUCAGCUGAAAAACUAUGGAAAGUUCCUGGAAGAGUACACCCGCCAGCUGAAGGGCAUUGAGGAAGCUCUGGAUGAUUCCAUAGGAGAUGUCUGGGAUUUUACCUUGGACCCUAUUGCUCUAAAGCUUCUCCCUUAUGAGCAGUCUUCCUUGUUGGAAUUGAUUAAAACAGACAACAAAGUUUUGAACAAAGUAAUCACAGUGUAUGCUGCUGUCUGCAGUGAAGUCAAAAAGCUAAAACAUGAAGCAGAAACUAAGUUCUACAAUGGCCUUUUGUACUAUGGAGAGGGAGUGUCCGACACCAGUGUUAUUGAAGGAGAAUCCCAAAUUCAGAUGGGCAGAUUUAUCUCCUUCCUUCAGGAUCUGUCCUGUUUUGUGUCAAGAUGUUUUGAGGUUGUUAUCAACAUUGUUCAUCAGCUGGCUGCCCUCUACAACAGCAACAAGAGUAUGCCAAAAGUCAUUGAGUCAUCAGGAGUCCAUUUCCAGACGGUGUAUGAACAUCUUGGAGAGUUGUUAGUGGUACUGCUCACCCUGGAUGAGGUUAUGGAAAACCAUGGCACACUUAAAGACCACUGGAAGAUGUACAAGAGAUUAUUGAAAUCGGUACACCACAACCCUGGCAAAUUUGCCAUACCUGAAGAGAAGCUGAAACCUUUUGAGAAGCUCCUGCUAAAACUGGAGGGACAGCUGCUGGAUGGCAUGAUAUUGCAGGCAUGUGUGGAGCAGAGGUUUGAUGACCCUGGGCAGGGAGUAGCCAUUGCUAAAAACAGUGCCUUCGCAGAGGAGUUUGCCUUCAACAUACGCACCAUUUUUACUAAUGUCGAGUCCAAACUCGGUGAGCCUUCAGAGAUAGACCAGAGAGAUAAGUAUGCUGGUGUUUGCUGUCUCUUCGUGCUUCACUUCCACAUCUUUAGGACGGUUGACAAGAAACUCUACAAAGCACUACUAGAUGUCUGUAAAAAGGUUCCAGCUGUGACUCUGACCGCUAACAUCAUCUGGUUCCCCGACACGUUCCUCGCUGCUAAGGUUCCAGCCGCAGCCAAACUGAUGGAUAAGAAGAGCCUGCAGAGCAUCAGAGCACAGAGAGAUGCAUACUUGCAGCAAAAAGCACAGACACUCACCAAGGAAGUCCAAUCCUACUAUGUGUUUGUGACUUCCUGGAUGAUGAAGAUGGAGGCCAUGUUGUCCAAGGAGCAGCGAAGUGAAAGGUUGGCAGAGGAUCUGAGUGGCAGGUGUAAUGUCUUCGUACAGGGAAUCCUGUAUGCCUACAGCAUCAGUACCAUCAUCAAGACCACGAUGAACAUGUACAUGUCAAUGCAACGGCCCAUGACAAAGACUUCCGUCAAGGCCCUUUGUCGACUGGUUGAAUUGCUCAAGGCUGUAGAGCACACAUUCCACAGACGUUCCAUGGUUGUAGCGGACUCUGUUUCACAUAUCACUCAGCAGCUUCAGUGCCAGGCUCUCAAUGCCAUCAGCAAUGCCAAGAAAAAGGUGAUCUCCGAUAAGAAAUACAGCGAGCAGCGAUUGGAUGUCCUAUCAUCUUUGGUACUCGCGGAAAAUGCCCUUAAUGGACCCAGCACGAAGGAGCGCCGUCUUGUGGUGUCCCUGGCUCUCAGUGUUGGCACUCAGAUGAAAACAUUCAAAGAUGAGGAGCUCCUUCCAUUACAGCUUGUGUUGAAGAAGCUGGAUCUGAUCAGUGAGCUCAGUGAGAGGGUGAAGAUUCAGUGUGACUGUAGUUUCCUCUACUGGCACAGAGCUGUUUUCCCCAUCUACCUAGAUGAUGUGUAUGACAAUGCCGUGGACGCAGCACGAUUACACUACAUGUUCAGCGCCCUGAGAGACAGUGUACCCACCAUGCUGCAUGCCAAACACAUGGAGUCAUGUGACCAGCUGCUGGAGAGCUAUGACAAAGAGAUCAUGGAUGUGUUCAAUGAGCACCUGUUGGAUAAACUGUGCAAAGAGAUUGAGAAGGAUCUGCGCCUCUCUGUCCACACACACCUGAAGUUGGAUGACAGGAAUCCCUUCAAAGUUGGCAUGAAAGACCUAGCACACUUCUUUUCCCUAAAACCCAUCCGGUUCUUCAACCGCUUCAUACAUAUAAAAGCGUAUGUGACGCACUACCUGGAUAAGACAUUCUACAACCUGACCACAGUGGCUCUGCAUGACUGGGCCACUUACAGUGAAAUGAGAAACUUAGCAACACAGCGCUAUGGCUUAACGAUGACAGAGGCGCAUCUACCUAGCCAGACCUUGGAGCAGGGUUUGGAUGUCUUAGAAAUAAUGAGGAACAUUCACGUUUUUGUUUCACGCUACCUUUACAACCUCAACAACCAGAUCUUCAUAGAAAAGGCCAGUAAUAACAAGCAUUUGAACACCAUCAACAUCCGCCACAUUGCCAAUUCUAUUCGGACCCAUGGCACAGGCAUCAUGAACACCACGGUGAACUUCACCUACCAGUUCCUCCGUAAGAAGUUCUAUAUCUUCAGUCAGUUUAUGUAUGAUGAACACAUCAAAUCCAGACUUAUUAAAGAUAUUCGUUUCUUUAGAGAAACAAAAGACCAGUCUGAUCAAAAGUACCCAUUUGAGCGAGCAGAGAAGUUUAACCGUGGCAUCAGGAAGCUGGGCAUCACACCAGAUGGACAGAGCUACCUGGACCAGUUCAGACAGCUCAUCAGCCAGAUUGGCAAUGCCAUGGGCUAUGUGCGUAUGAUCCGUUCUGGUGGACUUCACUGCUGCAGCAGCGCCAUCAGAUUUGUCCCUGAUCUGGAGGAUAUAGUCAACUUUGAGGAGCUGGUGAAGGAAGAGGGACUGUCUGAGGAGACUCAAAAAGCUGCUAGUAUUCUCGACUCAGUUUUGGGGGAUCUGACCAGUAACUCUGCAGAGGGGACAGAAUACUUCAAGAUGCUGGUGGGAGUGUUUGCGCCUGAGUUUCGCAGUGCCAAGAACAUGCACUUAAGAAAUUUCUACAUGAUUGUACCCCCGCUGACCGUGAAUUUUGUGGAACAUUCCAUCAGCUGUAAAGAGAAGCUCAACAAGAAGAACAAAAGUGGUGCUGCUUUUACAGACGAUGGCUUUGCAAUGGGAGUGGCCUAUAUUCUGAAGCUGCUGGACCAGUAUCUUGAGUUUGACUCCCUGCACUGGUUCCAGUCUGUCAGGGAUAAGUACGUGAAAGAGAUGAAUGCCGUGGUGAAAGAGCAGAAUGUCCAGUCCACCAGUCAGGAUGAGAAAUUGUUGCAAACUAUGAACCUCACUCAGAAGAGAUUGGACAUCUAUCUCCAGGAGUUUGAGCUACUGCAUUUCUCCUUAAGCAGUGCUCGAAUCUUCUUCAGAGCAGACAAGACGGCAGCUGAGGAGACUCAGGAGAAGAAGGAUAAAGAAGAGGCUACCAAAGCAGGUGGUUCUGCAGAUAGCUCCACCCCCACUGAACCUCCCUCCAAAUGAAGCUGAUGGAGAGGCCAUUUGAUCAGUGUGGAUAUGAGGGCUUGAAGAAUAAACGACCAGGCAGAAUGCUUGAGAAAACCACUCUGCAAGACAAAAGGGGGGAAGAACAGUAAAUAGUUGAGGCACCUGUCUGUGUCAAAACAAUGUGUCAUGCCCUGUGAUAAAAGACUGAAAUCUGGAUAUUUGGACAUAAAAGUAUGGAUGAUAGUUGGAAAGAAGGAGGGAAGGCAUUUAAUGUCUUUUUCUCUGUGCCUCAUAAUAGAGCAAUCAUCUAGGCUGAAUUUGUACUUGGAGAACUCCUUCAAAAAUUUCCUGAAGUCAUUUUCACUAGUGCCAUUUUAGAGAAAUGUAAAUGUAACAUUGCCAUGAUUGUCAUGUGUACAGUAUGUGGAGAAAAAAAAGUUGAAUUUGUAGCAUUUAUGUCAAUUCAACUGCUUUCAAUAAGAGAAUCAGAUGCUAUGGUAUUAUUAUUGUAUGGCAAACUUGAUGACAUUGCCUUAUAAAGUGAUUUAGUCUUCUUAGACCACUUAGUCUUAAUUGACUCUCAUCCCAGUAGCUAUAAACAAACCAGAAGAAUAUUUUUCUACAAACCCUCAGCAAUGUACAUGGUCUCCAUAAAUCGUAAGGAAAGUUGCAGAAUAAGGCAAUUCAAUGGCAAUGAUUAAUUGCUUACUGUUUUAUACUGAUUUUAUUGUUGGCUGGCUUUUUUUUUUUUGCAAUGCUUUGCCUACAGCUGCCCAUGUUCACUGUAUUCAUCAUGUCAGCAGUGUGAUUGUUAAUGACCUUUUGUGGCAGCUUCUGUCAAUUGAUGCAUCUCUCAAGGUCAGCAGACUUUUGAUAUGACUUUUUUGAAUGUUUUCAAAGUGUGUCGUCCUGUUUUUCUUUUUCAAGUGCCGUAUUUCUGUACUUUAAGUCCUUUGUAAUGUAAACGUUUGUUCUUUGUUUUCUGUUGCAGUUAUAUACAUUUAUGUUGAGGUGUGUGUGCCUUUUCGAGCGGUUUGUGCCAUUCGUCAAAAACAAUUUCAGCAGAAAUAUAAUCAAAUAUCAACAUACAAGCUUCUUGAUCUUCUAGUUAGUGUUACAGUCCUACACAAAGCUCUCAAGCUCUAAUCAGAUCUCAUCCAAGUGCUUGGAGCUGAAAUAUUAUAGUUCCAAUGACUGUACCUCUGUGGUACAAGUGGGAUUAUUGUACAUUCCAUUCUGUAUGUUGCCUGAAAAAGUCUAAUAAAACAAGCAUUUUCAGUAUAGACUUGACUUGCUGUCCUAACUAUUUUCCUGCCAAUA
Lampris incognitus (smalleye Pacific opah) is the source of this 4824-nucleotide messenger RNA. RefSeq names its product WASH complex subunit 4 (gene washc4). The record is from RefSeq and is a predicted model, not a curated record. Gene Ontology annotation, cellular component: WASH complex; endosome. The transcript has 33 exons. Lineage: Eukaryota; Metazoa; Chordata; Actinopteri; Lampriformes; Lampridae. Gene Ontology annotation, biological process: endosome organization; endosomal transport. Bases 25 to 3540 code for a protein of 1171 amino acids.